AUGCGCCCCAGUCAUGUCAUCGUUAUCAUUCUAGUCUUAAUACCUGUAUUCGCCCUCGCCGUAUAUAGAUUGGGCACCCACCUCGUUAUUGUGUUCUACCACAACGUAGCGAUGAACAAAAUGAUGCUAGAAACACGUGAAGUAGAGGAAGCUGAAGCAGCUCAGGCAGUCAACCCACCUUCUAAUCCUCAGCCAGCACAACCAAUCCAGCCGGCGAAUGCACCCGCCAACGGACCGCUUGCUAAUAACGGGCCGCCAGCGAACGCACAACCGGACAAUGCAGCGCAAGCAAACAACCAGCAGCCAGCAAAUGGGAAUGCAAACGAGAAUGGCCACGGAAAUCCAGCCAACGGGCCACCAGGAAAUGGACAACCGCCUACCAGGAAUCCGGAAAACGGGAAUGGACAAGGGAAUGGGAAUUAA
Messenger RNA from Histoplasma capsulatum G186AR, 423 nucleotides. RefSeq lists its product as uncharacterized. Lineage: Eukaryota; Fungi; Ascomycota; Eurotiomycetes; Onygenales; Ajellomycetaceae. The record is from RefSeq and is a predicted model, not a curated record. Bases 1 to 423 code for a protein of 140 amino acids. The transcript has a single exon.